AUGUCGAUGACUCUGGCGACCACAUGGGUGAGGCGAGGUGUCGCCGCACAAUUCCCCACGAAAUAUCAAGUCGACGAAGCAGAACUUAACCGCAUCUCAAAAUUAGCCCGGUUGCAACUAGAGGAUGCCCAGGCGGAUCUAGACAACGCUCAAAAUCCCAAGGGUGGCGAUGAGUCGGAAGAUGCAGACUCGGACACUGGCAUGCCCGCAAUGGAAACUACCCAAUCCAACAGGGACACCGUAGAAGAGACAGAUGACCUGAAAGAAUAUAAUCUCGACAACUACGACGACGAACCUGUCGACGAACAAGGCGAGAAAUUUGCCAUGUUUGGCAAUGUCAAUUCUUUGGCAUAUCAUGCGCCGCAUGAAAAAGAUCCAUACCUCGUAUUACCCGAAGGGGAGCAAGAAUCAGAGGACGAAAGAGAAGAACUACAGAUACUGCCCUCAGACAAUCUUAUCCUGGCGGCCAAGGUUGAGGAUGAGGUCGCGCACCUGGAGGUAUUUGUCUAUGAAGAUGAGGCUGACAACCUCUACGUCCAUCAUGACAUAAUGUUGCCUGCAGUUCCGCUGUGUGUUGAAUGGAUCAAUGUUCCCGUCGGGAAAGACGCGGGGAGUCGGUCCGAAGGGAAUUUCGUUGCGGUAGGAACCAUGAGCCCCGAGAUCGAAAUCUGGGACCUCGAUGUCGUGGAUAGCAUGUACCCUAACGCGAUACUGGGGCAAGAACCAGAGCCAUCGGCUGAAGAACAGGAGCAGAACGAAGAAAGCUCUACAAGCAAGAAGAAGUCGAAAAAGAAGAAAAAGAAGCCCAAGGCCAAUGAUGAAUAUCAUGUCGACGCAGUUCUUGCUUUGGCUGCCAAUCGGCAUCAUCGAAAUUUGCUGGCUUCGGCAUCUGCCGACAAGACUGUUAAACUUUGGGACCUAAAUACUGGAAAAUGUGCAAAAUCAUACACAAUGCACUCUGGAAAAGUGUGUGCGUUGGAUUGGCAUCCCACACAGUCAACUGUAUUACUCAGUGGAGGCUAUGAUCGGACCGUUAUCGCUACGGAUAUGCGAGCCCCAGACGCGAUAGCACCAAAAUGGGUGGUCGAAGCUGAUGUGGAGAAAGUGAGAUGGGAUAGCCAUGAUCCCAAUUUUUUCUGGGUCACAACGGAAGCUGGCACGGUGCAUUAUUUUGACGCUCGCAUUGUUCCCACUUCUCAUGACAAGCCAAGCAAAUCUAUAUGGACGUUACAAGCUCACGAUGGUGCUGUGAGCGCAUUUGAUAUCAGUCCUUCUGUGCCUGGUCUCCUGGCAACCGGGUCGGAUGACAAAAAGGUCAAGCUCUGGGACGUGGAGGACAACAAGCCUCGUAUGGUUGUUUCGAGAAAUCUCGAAGUGGGGCGGAUAUUUUCAGUCCAGUUUGCACCAGACCCAGAGGUGGCCUUUAGACUCUCAGUUGCGGGAAGCCGCGGACAAAUGCAGGUGUGGGAUAUCAGUACCAAUCCUAGCAUAAGGAAAGUGUUUGCCGGAAGAGUCAAGCUGCCUGAGUCAGAUGGCAAGGAAAGACUAGUUGGCGUCAACGAAAGCAGUGAUGAGGAGAGUGAUGAAGAAGACCAAGAUGAAGGCAGCAUAGAGACAGGUGAAGGAGGUCAAAAUGGUUGGGAGUCAAUGGAUGAAGACUGA
Molecule: messenger RNA, 1662 nt
Organism: Rhinocladiella mackenziei CBS 650.93
Lineage: Eukaryota; Fungi; Ascomycota; Eurotiomycetes; Chaetothyriales; Herpotrichiellaceae
Exons: 1
Coding region: 1-1662 (553 amino acids)
Biological process (GO): rRNA processing
Cellular component (GO): nucleus
Molecular function (GO): protein binding
Source: RefSeq, a predicted model, not a curated record